UGCCAAGACAACGUUAUGGCGCUUUACGGUCCAACAUGGCGUCCCCCGUGUGCUGAGAGGUCGCUACAGAUAGAUGUUACGCCGUUGCUGUGUUUUUUAGAAGUUGUCACAUUUUCGGUGAAUUAUUAGUGUGUUAACCUGCGAUGGCGACAAAGGGGAGCGGGCUGCAAGCCAAGGUGAGCCGCAUGCUGAGCAAGGAUUUCGGGAAGCCGAUUCUGAAACCUAACAAGCCGCUGGCGCUGCGGAACGAGGUGGCAAAUAGGAAACUGCGACAGGGAGAGGCCUCCUGUCUGACGGAGAUGUCUGUGAUGAUGGCGUGCUGGAAGCAGAGCGAGUUCAACCACGCUGCCUGUACCCAGGAGGUGCAGGCUUUCCAAAGGUGCACGGCCCUCGCGCAGGCAGAGAGGAAAGCUCGGAUGGGCCAGGAGAGCAGUGGGCAGGGGGGCCGCCUACACCCCAAGCAAGCCAACACCCUGCUGAAACGACACCCCAACCUGUACCGUGAGAUCUAGGGGACCUCCUGGCUACAGGGAGGCAGGCAGGCAGGCAGACUGCAUGGGAGCCUCCCCUCACAGUUCUGCAAGCAAAUGAGACAGAGAAAGAGGGAGAGACCGCACCCCAAUCCUGACCUGAACACCCCCAGCCUGCCUUUCAGUCUUACAUGCCUCUCUCUCUCUCUCUCUCUCUCUCUCUCUCUCUCUCUCUCUCUCUCUCUCUCUCUCUCUCUCUCUCUCUCUCUCUCUCAUUUCAGCCAGAGACAGAAUUGUACCAUAAUUGUGAGGUGGUGUAGUGUAGUUGAGAGACCAUUGACCAGACUCAUUUCACCUGGGACUUGAGCCAACCUGGAUUUGAACCCAGGCCUCCAGAGGUGACAGGCAGGAGAGCAAGAGUCUAGUGAAUUAGUGUAACUGCCACAGGACAGAUUAGAAGGGAAGUACAAAAACAUAGCAGUGAAUGCUUUUUUUUUGUUUGUUUCUGGGCUUGAUUGAAUUUCUGUACACAUCUGCUAUCAUUUUCAAAUGUAACAUUAUAAGAUUGUUAUUUCUGAGUUAUAAUGUCUGGAACAUCAGUAGGCUUUUUUGAGUCAUUUAGUGUGGAGCAAUCAUGGGAACAGCACAGACCGACAGAAUUCAUUUGCAAGGUUGAGACAAUGGAAAUGCAGCUGUGUUGGAUUUGAACCCGAGUCUCUGGAGCUGAGUGAAGUGUGGCGGAUGUGUGACUGCCCCUCACCAGGCGUCCUCCCUUAAUGGAUUAAACCUGCCUCUAAAAGUAGCUGCCUUUACAUCACGUUCCACCGCCAGGGAUUGAAUUUGUGUGAGCUAAUUGUAUUAUGGAAGCAGAGAGAAAGCCCAGUUUCCAAAAGGCAGGUUGCUUUUUUCUAAGGAAAUUACUUGAUCAGAUUAUUUAUUUUGCCUACCGGGAAAACAGCCAUUUCUAAUUGUAAUUAUUUCAUUAAAAAAAAAAAAAAAACUCAACUACAUUAAGUGAAUUGGGCAUUUGACUAUCUGCUAAUGGGGUGCAUACCUCAACUCAAUCUCAACGAUCAGAGCGGUUUCUGUAUAUGAAAGAUACAGAUCAUGAGGAAUGACCUGUUUUCAUUCACGAUAUUGAAACAAUUAAGCUUUAGUAAUAAUAAAUAUAUAUAUAUAUAUAUAUAUAUAUAUAUAUAUAUAUAUAUAUAUAUAUAUACUGAUGCACGAUGAAAACGCAGCAGUCAAAGUUUUACAUCAAUAACUCAUUGGGCACAUACAUAAUGUUAUUUACAUUUUAAAAUAAUGAGCAGAUAGGUUUGUGGAUUGCUUGAGUAGUAUUGUUCCUUGAGAUCAAGUUAUGUGAUUUCAUAAAAACGCCAGGUGCUCAGUGUUUGGUAUUUAAGUUGAGAUAAAAUUGCCAAAAUGAGUUACCAAUCUGUAUAAAUAGCCAUUCGAAAAGACAUGAUUUUGAUUAACGCAAGAACAGCGAUUACAAUUGCACUACUUUAAGAAAACAAUGUCGAGGUCUUGCUGUGGCCAGCAUUUGACCUGAGUCCAAUAGAACAACUGUGCGACCAAAUCGCCAGUGCCAUCCACAGGAGACGACCGCGACCAGCCAACCUUCACCAGCUGCAGCUGCACAGGAAGAGUGGCAGAACAUCCCACAGCAGCCUAUGCAGAGGCUGAUCAGGUCUGCCAGGAUUGUGUUAAUGCUCAGGGAGGUCAUACCCGAUACUAUCUUUGUAAUGUUUUCAUUUUGACAGUGUGUCACGUUUCAUACUGAAAAUGUAUCGUGAUUCUUUGAUCUGAAUUUUUGUUCACAUGUUCUGUGAUUUUGUUUAUCUGUUUACAAUAUUUUAUUAAAUCCAUUAGACCUGA
This is a messenger RNA of Acipenser ruthenus (sterlet), 2351 nucleotides long. Its product is annotated as small ribosomal subunit protein mS37-like. The coding region runs from base 144 to 512 and encodes 122 amino acids. Lineage: Eukaryota; Metazoa; Chordata; Actinopteri; Acipenseriformes; Acipenseridae. Gene Ontology annotation, cellular component: nucleoplasm; mitochondrion; mitochondrial ribosome. Gene Ontology annotation, molecular function: RNA binding. The record is from RefSeq and is a predicted model, not a curated record. Gene Ontology annotation, biological process: mitochondrial translation. The transcript is spliced from 3 exons.